This is a messenger RNA of Arabidopsis lyrata subsp. lyrata, 1518 nucleotides long. RefSeq lists its product as uncharacterized. NCBI's taxonomy places the organism in Eukaryota, Viridiplantae, Streptophyta, Magnoliopsida, Brassicales, Brassicaceae. Gene Ontology annotation, biological process: proteolysis. Gene Ontology annotation, molecular function: cysteine-type peptidase activity. Bases 133 to 1293 code for a protein of 386 amino acids. The record is from RefSeq and is a predicted model, not a curated record. The transcript is spliced from 4 exons.
AGUGGUAAGGGUAAGCAUGUCCUGUCUGACCCUAAUACUUCUCUUCUUGGGGCUCUUAGAAAUGAAAUUGAGGCUGGUCUGAAGGAUGCUCGUGGUGAUGUAUAUGCUCAUGUUUGUGUAGACUUGAAAGAAAUGGAGUUGAGGUUGGAGAGGAGUAUGAAACUAAGUAUUUUCUCUGCGGUUGCUGAGGCUCUCAGGUCUAGGGAAAUUGUAAAGAGUGUUGUUACUGAGGUUGGGGUUGGUACUUCUGAUCCUUACAGCCAGCCACCCGCUAAUGGUGCAUCUAACCCUGUCAAUCCUGCUAAAGUUGCAUCUAUCCUCGUCAAUCCUGCUGAUGGUGCAUCAUCUCCUGUCUAUCCAACUGCAUCCUCCAACUUGAAUGGUGAAUCUGAAGAGGCUGAAGAUUCUUCCUCUGGGAGUGAGGAUUCCACUAAGUCUCAGGCAUCGGGAGGUACUAUUGAUGGGGAAGGCGGCAGUGUUCCUGAGGCUGCAUUGGAAUCUGAUGGUACUCCUAGCUCGGAGAAGUUCAAGAAGCUAGUUGAGCUACUUGAGCCAAGAUUUGACUUUGAGUAUGGUGGAGGAAUUGUUUUGAAGGAGAGUGAAUUGCGUCUGGUUGCUAGUAGCAUACCCCCUGAUAAUCCCCAGGUUAUGGAUGCUUGUGUCUCUGUAAUGAGAGAAUCUGUCUUCAUUAACACUAAUCCAGCAGCCGUCCCUAGAGCUGAUAUGCUGACAAGCCAUUUCCAUGGUUCUCUUGCUGUUAUGUUCUCUAAAUUCAAGAAGUGUAGGCGCAAAGAGAGUUUUGAAUUUGAUGAAGAUCUGUUGAGCUCAAUAACUCACAGAUUUAGCAGCACUGGAAGGAAAUGGCUUGAAGCCAUAGAUUACCUCUACUCUCCUUUCAACAUUGACAAGAACCGCUGGAUUGCUGUCAUGGUGGACCUGCCCUCGCAUUCACUCUUUGUUUUCGAUUCUACUACUAAUGCCCUUCGUGGAUCCAGACUUAAACCUGAACUGGAGUUCUUAUGUGAGAUAUUUCCAUAUUUGGUUCGUAAGAUUGGUGCGAACGAUCUGAUGAUAAAUUACCCAUUGUCUCCGUUGUCUUUCACUCGCCACACCCGCAUUACACAAGCUUCAGACCGCGCAAACACCGGUAUGCUUUCCCUUCUUUUCAUGGAGGCGCAUGCAUUUGGUGGUUUCGAUAAGGUUUGUCAAGUCUCAGAGGCUGGUCUUCGUCAGCGAGCAGAGCAGCUAGCUGUUCAGUUAUAUGAGCAUUGUUGUGGCGAUAUCGAAGUAUGAAAAGGCUCUGUCUUUCUUCCCUCCUAUCCCUGUAUAACUUUGAACAAUUUCUGUCAUCUCUAUUACCUUUUGGGUUUGUUGUUUCAAAUCUGGACUUGUUUUUCGUAUCUUUAGGAUUUGGGGUAAUACUUUAUGUUAAUGCUGGCUAAGGAAUGUGUUGGACUUUUACUUAAUCUCGACCCUUUAGUGUAACCUUUUUAUUGGACGUAUAUGUUUGUUAUUAGA